Messenger RNA from Drosophila rhopaloa, 636 nucleotides. RefSeq lists its product as uncharacterized. The record is from RefSeq and is a predicted model, not a curated record. The transcript has a single exon. The coding region runs from base 101 to 403 and encodes 100 amino acids. Lineage: Eukaryota; Metazoa; Arthropoda; Insecta; Diptera; Drosophilidae.
UAAGCAACCAACGAAAAAUUUCUUUAUAUAUAUUUUCUUCAAUCAAAUUUUCAAAUAACGCCGUCCAUAGAAAUUACGGAGAGUCCUUAUAAAAGAUAUCAUGGCGUUGAAGAUGAACCACAACCAGAACCAGAUCAAUACAAACUUCGCCCAGAAGUACGUGGGCAGGAUGGUCGAACCCAUUUCCCCGGUGCCGCACAUGUCGUCGGCAACUCUACGAGUUCGUCGGGCUGUCGUCGAAUCCUAUCGAGGUCCUCAAAUCGCUCCCGAUGAUGCCAUGCUGCCGAUGCCGCCGCACAACAAGGAUCAGAACAUGGGUGAGAUUCUGCAGGAUCUUCGAAAAAGACUGACGGUUCCGAAGUUCUGGCAACGAGCCUUGCGCCUGCUGAAGAAACGGGUCUAGUUUAGUUAUAUAUUUAAUCGUAUAUAUAUCAACUAUGCUAGACUGGUAGAUCCAAGUCAUAUCUAUACUCCGCCUUAUCCUCUCGCUCAAUCGCUAAAUCCCUAUACAUAAGUUUUAAUUGUAUUCGAUUUUAGGUUCCACAAAUGAUUGUAAUUGCAAAAAAAUCGAUCACAAAUGUACGUACUCUUUGCUCCUAAGUUAUUUUAAAUAUAAACUCUGAAAUGGCUCAUUAA